Alternaria infectoria is the source of this 465-nucleotide messenger RNA. RefSeq lists its product as uncharacterized. The coding region runs from base 1 to 465 and encodes 154 amino acids. The transcript has 3 exons. Gene Ontology annotation, biological process: removal of superoxide radicals. Gene Ontology annotation, molecular function: copper ion binding; superoxide dismutase activity. Lineage: Eukaryota; Fungi; Ascomycota; Dothideomycetes; Pleosporales; Pleosporaceae. The record is from RefSeq and is a predicted model, not a curated record.
AUGGUCAAAGCCGUCGCCGUCCUCCGUGGAGACUCGAACGUCAAGGGAACCGUCACCUUUGAGCAGGCCGACGAGUCUGCUCCUACUACCAUCUCAUGGAACAUCACUGGCCACGACGCCAACGCUGAGCGUGGCAUGCACGUUCACGCUUUCGGCGAUAACACAAACGGUUGCACGUCUGCUGGCCCUCACUUCAACCCCCACAACAAGACGCACGGCGCGCCCGAAGACGACGAGCGCCACGUCGGUGACUUGGGUAACUUCAAGACCGACGGCCAGGGUAACGCUCAGGGCAGCACCACGGACAAGCUGAUCAAGUUGAUUGGCGCCGAGAGCGUCGUUGGUCGCACCAUUGUCGUUCACGCUGGAACUGACGACCUUGGCAAGGGCGGACACGAGGAGUCCAAGAAGACUGGUAACGCUGGUCCUCGCCCUGCUUGCGGCGUUAUUGGUAUCUCCAACUAG